AUGAUUUAUAGUGAUAUCAAAUCCUUACUAAUCUGAAAGUUUGAUGAUGAAUCAUUGUCCUGAGGCACUUUUUGGUGCUUUGUUUAUAGUUUUUGUGAUUGGUUGUUUAUGCAUUUGAAUUUGUCUACGCUAUUUCUUUUGUAUUUUGUCUUUGGUACUUUGUUUAUGAGUUGUUGUUAGUGGCUUUCCCUCUGUUGUUUAUGUACUAAGAUUGAUUAAAAGUCUAGUUUCUUUGGAAGAGACUACAAAAUAAUAAAAUAAAAAAUCAGUAAAUUAACACUAUUUAAUAAGCUUACUGUCAUUUUCUAUUGGUACUUAGUUUAGAGUUCAGAGACAAACUGUUAUGGUUUAUUUGCUUUGUGAAAUAUUAAUAAUUCAUGUGGAAGAAGAAAAAUUAAAGCCCCUUGUUUACUGGGGUGGAAAGAAUCUUUAAAGCCUCCUCCUGGGCAGUAGUAGUAACCUUUGAAUAUGUACAAAAAUAUGUGCACCACAUAUAUAUACAUACAUAUAUUUAUAUGUUUCUAUAUAAUGACAAUAGUUCUUUCAAUUCAUUAUAUAUUUUUUUUUUUUAAAAAGAAAGAAUUAAUAAUAAAGAUGCAUUCAUGAAUCCUUGUUAGAUAGAUCAAAUCCCAUGUUACCAAAUUGAACCUCCACAAAAAAUGCAACGUCCAUGAGAGGUGCUUGCUAGCAACAACUUCCAUGAUUCUCAGUUUAGCUGCCCCAAGUAGCUAAACCAUAACAAUUUUCAUUGUUUUCCUCAUCCUUUUUAGCCUCUCCAUUUUCAUUUCACUUCCCCCAAAUCAAUCUCCCACUUUCUCUUCUUUCUUAUUUUCCUAUUUCAUUUAUAAUAAUCUACAAAAGAGAAAAAUCUUUAAUAUUUACCAUCCUUUCUUAUUCUUUUUCUUGCUCUUGUUCUCCUCUGUGUUCUUUCUAGAAUUUGGGUUCAUCAUCAGCUCUACCAACUACAACAAGGGACCCCAUUUUGUUGGUUCAUGGAUCGUCAUUGGAUAAAUAUACCAAAUAAACUUUCAGCAGAAUAUGCUGGUGGAAUGAAUGAAUUCAUUAGUGUUGCAAGACACUCCAUGGACUCCAAUGGGAUGGUUCUAUGCCCUUGUUGUCGAUGCAUGAAUAAGAAAUCACAAUACAUGCAUGUGAUAAAGUUGCACUUGAUCACUCAUGGAUUUCUUAGUACUUACACAAGGUGGUAUCACCAUGGUGAGAAAGUAGAGGAAGUAUAAGAUGAUGGAUUAUUUGAUACCGAGGAUAAUGUCGAAGAUUCGGAUCAGAGUGAUGAUUUGGCGGCAGGUCUUCAUGAUGCUAUUGGUAGUAAGUAUUUUAACAUUGGUCCAACUAGUGACUUCAAUGAUGAAUCUCCACUUAAUGUGGAUGACAAGUAUGAUGCAUUGUUUGAGUCACUUCAUAAGCCUUUGUACAAUAAUUGUAAAGGUUUCUCUGUCUUAAGCGCGGCGGUGAAGUUGAUGAAUCUCAAUGUGCUUAAUAAAUGGACAGAUAAAUCAUUCGACGGUCUUUUGGAGUGUUUGAGAGAGAUAUUGCCCGAGGGUAAUCAGUGCCCAGGGAAUUAUUACCAGACAAGUAAGCAUCUUUGUGAGGUGGGCUUAGGCUAUGAGAAAAUUGGUGUUUGUCAAUACGAUUGUGCAUUGUUUUAUGGUGAGAAUGCAAAUGCAGUGUCAUGUCCUGUAUGCAAGUCUAGUCGUUAUGUACGAAAUCAAAUCCCACAUAAACGACUUAGAUGGUUCCCAAUCAAGGCACGGCUUAAGAGAAUGUUUAGUUCGAAGCACACUUCUAAAGAUAUGCGAUGGCAUAAAGAGGUACGAAAAAAUGAAGCUGGGAUUUUACGUCAUCCUGCUGAUGGGGAUGCUUGGAAGCAUUUCGACAAUGUGUAUCCUGACUUUGCAGCUGAUUCUAGGAGUGUACGAAUGGGGUUGGCGUCAGAUGGGUUUAACCCUUUCUCUAAUAUGACAUCAACCUAUAGUUUGUGGCCAGUGAUAUUAAUUCCGUACAAUAUGCCACCCUGGGCUUCUCCUAAUGGAACAAACUAUCUCAUGUCUUUGUUAAUUCCAGGCCCUAAAUCUCCUAGAAAAGAUUAUGAUGUGUUCUUGAUGCCAUUAAUUGAAGAGCUUAAAGAGCUCGGGCCAUUAUAUGAUAAAAUGAUGGAGUUAAGGGGUCAACAUCCUCCAGAAGAACUGUCUGAUAAAGAGAUUAUGGAGUGUGUACUUGGACGUGAUUCGGUAUACUUACGAGGGUGGGGGCGGUCUCCUAGUGUCACAACUUCUACUUCACAUCGUGAAAAUAUUGUGGGUAAUCAACCAACUUAUGAAGAGUUACUUGAACGACUUAAUGAUACAACUUCCUGCCUUAAUGCUACUAACGAACAACUUAGUGUAGUUGUGGAUAUACUUCGUCAUAACAAUUUGAUGGCACCGCCUCCACCACCUCCAACAGACCAAGCUUCAGAUGAAAAUUUAAGAGAGUCGCCAUCUAUUUCAGUUCGGGAGUCACAAGAUGAUUCUUAGUUUAUUUACAUUAAUUUACUAAGGAAUGAACUUUAUGAAGUUUUUUUUAUUUUGGUAGGGGUAACCUUAAAAUGAUAACUUUAUGACUUAUUUUAGUAUUGAACAUUAUAAAGAAUUUUAGCAUUAAACAUUUUAUUAUUGAAUGAUU
Humulus lupulus (European hop) is the source of this 2682-nucleotide messenger RNA. RefSeq lists its product as uncharacterized. The transcript has 2 exons. The record is from RefSeq and is a predicted model, not a curated record. The coding region runs from base 1479 to 2534 and encodes 351 amino acids. Lineage: Eukaryota; Viridiplantae; Streptophyta; Magnoliopsida; Rosales; Cannabaceae.